Molecule: messenger RNA, 198 nt
Organism: Prunus armeniaca (apricot)
Lineage: Eukaryota; Viridiplantae; Streptophyta; Magnoliopsida; Rosales; Rosaceae
Source: the annotation of a GenBank genome assembly
AUGCAAAUAACAGAGUAUGGUUUUCAAACCCACCACAGGGUACCCCCAGUUACCUUGAGACAGUUGGCUAUUUUGCCCCACAAGUUUCGGGGACGCCUGAACCGUGUGGUGCCAGUUUCCAGUUGUUAUGAUAUUGCCCCACGAGUUUCGGGGACGCUCGAACCGUGUGGUGCUAGGAUAGCGGCUCAGGCUGACUAA